AUGGUUAUUCCACAUUUAAUUUGGCAGGUAAUCUUUACGUUUUUCUGCUUUGCCACCAUCUCCGGGUUAAUGUAUUUGGGUAUUACCUCUCAAAUGUUGAUGCCAUCAAGUGUGGUAUUGUCUAUAAUGCUUUUAAUACCAGGAUUUUUUGAGAUCUGGUGGGCAUACCUAACUUAUCAGCUCGCUUAUUCCUUCUCGUGGCUGUUGAAUCGAAAGGAGGCGGAGGAGGAGGAGGCGGUGGUGGAGGAGGAGGUGGUCGUGGAGGUGGAGGAGGAGGCGGAGGUGGACGAGGAGGUGGAGGUGGAGGAGGCGGCAGAGGUGGUGGAGGAGGAGGAAGAGGAGGUGGAGGUCGUGGAGGCGGAGUUGGAGGCCGAGGAUGGGGUGGAGGAGGUGGCAGAGGUUGGGGCGGUCGUGGAGGAGGAGGACGCGGAGGCGGCUGGGGACAUGGCGGUAGCGGCGGCGGUGGGGGAUGGAGACGACCCUGGUGGCGAAGAGGAGGAUGGGGUGGCGGCGACACUUCGUCCUACUACGGUGGCGGAGGCGGAGGUGGAUUCGGUUUGGGUCUUUUCCGAGGAGGUUUAUUCAACCGAGGCUAUCAAAAUUACGGAGGAGGACAAUGCCAAAGUGAGUGACAAUUUGCUGCUG
Messenger RNA from Mesorhabditis spiculigera, 645 nucleotides. The record is from the annotation of a GenBank genome assembly. NCBI's taxonomy places the organism in Eukaryota, Metazoa, Nematoda, Chromadorea, Rhabditida, Rhabditidae.